CCCAGAAACGGCCCAAUCGCUUCUGGUCCCUGCUUCGCUGGCCCGCCCAUUUCUCCAACGUUUCGGUGGCUUAAUCGGUCGCCGGGGCAGGUGGUUACCAAUAAAGUUUUACUGUUUCAAAGCCGGGCGGACUGGGCCCAUUUUCCGUCCCCUUGCUCGCUGCCCGCAGUUCGCCUCGGCUACAGGUAACCAGCUUUAGGGCCUCAUGGCCGCGGGCUGCCGCGGCCGGGCGGGGAUGAGGCCGCCUUUCGCUGCCCGCGCGCUCCCGUGGCUCUUGGGUCCGUUGGCGUCCGUCUCAGCUUGAGCGCAGUCCCUCCGCUCCCGCGGGCCGCUUCGCGCCGGACCCCAUGGCCUCUGAGGAGCCGCCGCCUUCGUUGUCGCCGUCGCCACCUCCCUCCCCCGAGCCUGAGCUGGCCCAGCUGAGGCGGAAGGUGGAAAAGUUGGAACGCGAGCUGCGGAGCUGCAAGCGGCAAGUGCGGGAGAUCGAGAAGCUGCUGCAUCACACAGAGCGGCUGUACCAGAGCGCCGAGAGCAACAACCAGGAGCUCCGCACCCAGGUAGAAGAGCUCAGUAAAAUACUCCAUUGUGGGAGAAAUGAAGAUAAUAAAAAGUCUGAUGUAGAAGUACAAACAGAGAACCACCCUCCUUGGUCAAUCUCAGAUUAUUAUUAUCAGACAUACUAUAAUGAUGUUAAUCUUCCAAAUAAAGCAUCUGAACUCCCAGUUCAGGAAGAUCAGGAUAUCAAAGCUUCUACUUUUAAUUCUAAAGACCAGUCACACAUAGAAAAUGAUGCUUAUGCUGGUACUGAUACAACAGAAAAUGUUAAUUGUGGACAGGACCAUUUUGCCUCAAAUUCACAGGAGCCAGCAUCUGUGUUAGCAACAGAAGAUACAUCCUUAGAAGGUUCAUCACUAGCUGAAAGUUUGAGAGCUGCAGCAGAAGCUGCUGUAUCACAGACUGGAUUUAGUUAUGAUGAGAAUACUGGAUUGUAUUUUGAUCACAGCACUGGAUUCUAUUAUGAUUCUGAAAAUCAACUAUAUUAUGAUCCUUCCACUGGAAUUUAUUACUACUGUGAUGUGGAAAGUGGUCGAUAUCAAUUUCAUUCUCGAGUAGAUUUGCAACCUUAUCAGACUUCUGGCACAAAACAAAGUAAAGAUAAAAAAUUGAAGAAGAAAAGAAAGGAUCUUGAUUCUUCUACAACAAAUGAGGAAAAGAAUUUGAAUUCAGAAGAUCAAAAAACAUCAAGUAUUGAACAUAUAAGCUGCAGUGAGGGAGAAGAUUUUGCAAAUGUGAAAAAGAAGGCCAAAAUAGACAUUCAUUACAAAAAGAGUCCCCCCAAAUACACUGUUCCAGUUAGCGCAAAGACUGUAGAAUCUCCUCUUAAUGAAAACAUUUAUAAUUCGGCUUCAUUUAAAGAUGAGAAAAUCAUAGAGACUGAUAGUGAGCCCGAAGAAGGUGAAAUUACAGAUUCUCAGACCGAGGACAGUUAUGAUGAAGACAUUACCAGUGAAGACAAUGUAACUGCAGAAGAUACUGAAGAUGAAGAUGAAGAAAAAAUUUGGCCCCCAUGUAUUAGAGUAAUUGUAAUUAGAUCACCUGUGUUGCAGACAGGAUCACUUUUUAUCAUUACAGCUGUAAAUCCUGCUACAAUUGGAAGAGAAAAAGAUAUGGAGCAUACUCUCCGAAUCCCUGAAGUUGGUGUCAGUAAGUUUCAUGCAGAAAUUUAUUUUGACCACGACUUACAAAGUUAUGUCCUUGUGGAUCAAGGCAGUCAAAAUGGUACAAUUGUUAAUGGAAAACAGAUUCUUCAACCCAAAACUAAAUGUGACCCUUACGUACUUGAGCAUGGAGAUGAAGUGAAAAUUGGAGAGACUGUGUUGUCCUUUCACAUUCACCCUGGCAGUGAUACCUGUGAUGGCUGUGAACCAGGGCAGGUUAGAGCUCACCUUCGUCUUGAUAAGAAAGAUGAACCUUUUGUUGGUCCAACUCUAAGUAAGGAGGAAAAAGAGUUGGAAAGGAGAAAAGAAUUAAAGAAAAUACGAGUAAAAUAUGGUUUGCAGAAUACAGACUACGAAGAUGAAAAGGCUUUGAAGAAUCCAAAAUAUAAAGAUAGAGCUGGAAAACGCAGGGAGCAGAUCGGAAGUGAAGGAACUUUCCAAAGAGAUGAUGCUCCUGCAUCUGUUCAUUCUGAAAUUACUGAUAGCAAUAAAGGUCGGAAGAUGUUGGAAAAGAUGGGUUGGAAAAAAGGAGAGGGCCUAGGGAAGGACGGUGGAGGAAUGAAAACUCCGAUCCAGCUUCAACUUCGGCGAACACAUGCAGGCUUGGGGACAGGCAAGCCAUCUUCAGUUGAAGAUCUUCACCUUCUCCAAAACAAGAGCAAAAAGAACUGGGAGAAAGCACGAGAGAGGUUUGCUGAAAACUUCCCCGAAACUAAAUCUCAAAAAGAUGCACCAGGGACUGUGCCUUGGGUCAAAGGGACUGUAGAGUGAAGGUCAGUCAUAGAACACAAAAGCUUUUUUAUAGAAUUUGGAAACUCUUGUUUAAUUGCAGAAAUUUUCUCUCCAAAAGAGUCAGUGGCAUGAGGGAGCCGUGUCACAGUUUACCCCCUCUUGAUUCAGAAAUGUGUAAUAAAGUGUGGUUUGCAGUUUUUAAAAAACAUUUUUAAAAGCUAAUAAAUAGUGACUGAAUCAAGUUAUGCUGUGAGUGGACUAAAGUUCACAGGGCACAGAUGAGCUUAUCAAGCUUUGUUACUUUAUUUUGUCAUUUGCAAGACCCAUAUAAGCAACUAGCCAUAUAAGCAAAAUUCAUGUAACCACUAACUUAAAUGUACAUUUGUCCUUGUCUCCUUAUAUUCAUUAUUGUACGAUGCAUAACAAAAGAAACAUCGAAAGUUUAUAAAAACAAUUCUGACUAUAUACAUCCUUGUUUAUGCCCUUUAGGACCUAGGUAGAAAAUGUUGAGAAAACAUGGGUAGUGGUGUAUAAAUGUUAUUAUAUUUGAAAUAACCCAAGUAAUAUUAUUGAAGAACUAAUGAACAGCUGACAUGUUGUAGAAAAUCAGUCUCAUUGUUUUCUUCUGUGAAGAAUCUGUUGAUUUGUACUAUAUAUUAAGCAUUUACCUUUGGUUUGUUUCAUAGCUGAAAUAUUUAGAUAUGAACAAUUGAGUACAGUAUUGAAAUAUUCAGUGUGCUGGCAUUUGUAGUUUUGAUAAAUCCCAUUGCUGGCAAUGGAGUUGUGCCAGAAAAAUCUGAUUUCUACUGCAAAAGGGUUACCUAGCCAAGGCCUCAAACUCAAGAUACUUAUUGAAAACGUCUUCAAAUGCAAUAAAAAACAUUAUAACAUCAAAAAGAA
This is a messenger RNA of Eubalaena glacialis (North Atlantic right whale), 3350 nucleotides long. It is a transcript of the gene AGGF1, whose product is annotated as angiogenic factor with G-patch and FHA domains 1. Gene Ontology annotation, molecular function: protein binding; nucleic acid binding. The record is from RefSeq and is a predicted model, not a curated record. Bases 348 to 2489 code for a protein of 713 amino acids. The transcript has 14 exons. NCBI's taxonomy places the organism in Eukaryota, Metazoa, Chordata, Mammalia, Artiodactyla, Balaenidae.